CAGGACUCUCUCCGGAGAGCCUUGCUCCUCCUCCUGCUGCUCCUCCACCUCCUCCACAGUCCUUAUCAUGGCGCAGUUCGGGCGGUAUCGCCUCCUCAUCGUGGCUGUGGCGUUCCACCUUGUCUACAUUUACAGCAUUUUCUCGAUUUACUUUGUGAGCCCCAUCGUUCAUGGCAUGAGUGAGCACUGUGUGGAGACUCAAGAAGCUCCCGCGAAGCGUCUAGUACUAUUCGUUGGCGACGGUCUCCGCGCAGACAAGACCUUUCAGUCCUUCCCGAACCCUGACCCCAAUGCGACCACGCCAGACACACCGCAGCUGCUUGCAGACUACGCAAAGACCCCUCGCCCUCUCGCGCCUUUCCUACGCUCCAAAGUACUCGAAAGCGGCACAUUCGGUGUCUCCCAUACUCGUGUACCUACCGAAUCGCGCCCAGGUCAUGUUGCGCUCAUCGCAGGACUGUACGAAGAUGUAUCCGCCGUGGCCACAGGAUGGAAGCUCAAUCCCGUGAACUUCGACAGCGUGUUCAAUCGCAGCCGUCAUACGUGGAGCUGGGGCAGCCCAGAUAUUCUGCCUAUGUUCGAGACCGGCGCAGUGCCUGGGAGGGUUGAUGCGUACUGCUAUGGGCAUGAUUUCGAGGACUUCUCCAAAGAUGCUUGGAUACUGGACGAGUGGGUCUUUGAGCGCGUGAAAGGGCUGUUCGAGGCUGCGAAGACGAAUGCGACGCUGAACGUUGAGCUGCGAAAGGACAAGAAUGUGUUCUUCCUGCACCUGCUGGGAUUGGACACUGCGGGACAUGCGCAUCGACCAUACUCGUGGCAGUACCUGCACAACAUCCAGAUCGUGGAUCGUGGUGUUAAGGAGAUUACUCAGUUGAUCGAGGAUUUCUACAAUGACGACCAGACGGCAUUUGUGUUCACUGCGGAUCACGGCAUGAGCGACUGGGGCAGUCACGGAGACGGAAACCCAGAUAACACGCGUACACCUUUGAUCGCAUGGGGAGCUGGUGUUGCGAAACCAAUCAAGACCGCAGGCACAAAGGCAGAGGGCCACGAAGAUGGCUUCUCUCACGACUGGAACCUUGAUCACAUUCAGCGAAAUGAUGUGGACCAGGCAGAUGUCGCUGCGCUUAUGGCCUAUCUUGUGGGACUCGACUUCCCUACGAAUUCGGUCGGUGUGCUGCCGCUUACCUACCUCGAUAAAGACGACAAGGCGAAGGCGGAAGCACUCUUGGUCAAUGCGAAACAGAUACUGGAAAUGUACCGCGUCAAGGAGGAGACCAAGCGCGCGCAUGCGCUAUACUACAAGGCUUUCCCUGGACUCGGCGACGAACAACACUCUGUUGAGCACCAGGUUUCGGAAAUACAAAAAGCCAUCAACGCUGGUAAGCUCGAAGAGGCUGUCAACCAGACGUACGAUCUCAUCGACCUUGGCCUUGAUGGCCUGCGGUAUCUGCAAACUUACGACUGGCUCUUCCUUCGUGCGUUGAUCACACUCGGCUACCUUGGCUGGAUCGCUUUCGCGAUCACCACAGUCGUGGAUCUCCACGUUCUCAACGAGGAUUCGGAAGCACAAAGAACGACACAGAGCGUUGCAGUCUUCUCGUCGGUUUUGGUUGUACUGUAUUCGGUCCUGUUGAAGCAGCGAUCGCCUCUGUGGUACUACGCUUACGGCUUCUUUCCUGUGCUCUUCUGGGAAGAGGUCUACGCACGAAGAUCAUCACUCAUUAAAGGAAGCAAAGACCUCUUCAGCCACGUCAACACUCCAGCCGACAAAGCUAAGCUGAUACUGGCAACACUCGGCUCUCUAGGCCUGCUGCAGGCUUUGGUACAAAGCUACUUCCAUAGAGAGAUCUACACAGUCUGCUAUCUCCUGGCUGCAACUUGGCCUACAUUCUACGGUCAAGACUUUGUGAAGAGAAACAUGGGAACGGUCGCGACGUGGAUCGUUUCUUGUAUGAUGAUGAGUAUCUUUACACUGUUACCGGCCAAUAAGUUAGAGAACGUCAGUUUGAUCAUGAUCGGUGGCGGGCUUAUGUUCGCUGUUGGCGCUGUCUACCUCGCUUGCGAGGAGAAGAUCCUCGCCAACGCAAAAUCCCGAACAAAUUCUGCUGACGCGACGACGAGCCUCAAGUCACGGCUGAUAUUGAGCAUUCAGCUGGGUUUUGUGCUUCUGUCCAUGAUCGUUACUAAGAGCAGCAUCUACUAUGUCCAAGCCCGGCAGGGUCUGCCCCUUGGUGUCCUAGUGGUAGGAUGGGCGACGCUAGUGGGCUCGCUGUUCCUACCGAAUCUACAUGGCUUGUACCCAAACAACCACUACAUCCAUCGACUCGUAGUGAUGUUCCUGCAAUUCGCCCCGACCUUUGUCAUUCUCAGCAUCUCCUUUGAAGGCAUCUUCUACUUCGCCUUCUGCCUCUGUCUCUUCAGCUGGAUGCGUCUCGAGCACCAAGUGUAUCUGCAUACAACCAGCAUACCUAAGGCCGUCCCACAACCUCGCGAGUCCGUCGAGCCUGCUGUCGCCGCAGCCAAAGACCACCCUCCGCUCCCCACGCGAACGAACGAAUAUCGCUCCCUCACACUAGCCGACGCCCGCAUCGCCCUGUUCUUUUUCUUCUUCAUCCAAUCCGCCUUCUUCAGCGCCUCAAACAUUGCCUCCGUAUCCUCCUUCUCUCUCGACGCCGUGUACCGCCUGAUUCCCGUCUUUGAUCCCUUCAGCCAAGGCGCGCUGCUCGUGCUCAAGCUCAUGGUGCCCUUCGCCGCACUAUCUGCAAACUUCGGCCUGCUCAAUCGCCGCCUGGGCGUUGCGCCCUCAGCGCUAUUCAUGGUGGUUAUGGCGGUGAGCGAUGUCAUGACGCUCAGCUUCUUCUUCAUGGUGAAGGAUGAGGGGAGCUGGUUGGAUAUUGGGACUACGAUUAGCCAUUUUGUUAUUGCGAGUUUGUUGGGUGUCUUUGUGGCGGGGUUGGAGAUCUACAGUGAGUGGACCAUUAAGGGUGUUAAGUUUGAGGAGAGGAGGAGCAUUGAGGCGAACGGGGAUGGUAACGUAUAUGCGGGGAAGAAUGGGAAGGCGAAGUAGAGCGGAAGACGCCAGAAGAAGUCUUCUAGACUCGGUAGCGAUGCGCUAUUUAGAGUAGCAUGUUUGAUUAGACUCAAUAAAAACCAAAAGUAAGACGG
Macroventuria anomochaeta is the source of this 3168-nucleotide messenger RNA. RefSeq names its product GPI ethanolamine phosphate transferase 1. Gene Ontology annotation, cellular component: endoplasmic reticulum membrane. Gene Ontology annotation, biological process: GPI anchor biosynthetic process. The transcript has 6 exons. The record is from RefSeq and is a predicted model, not a curated record. Lineage: Eukaryota; Fungi; Ascomycota; Dothideomycetes; Pleosporales; Didymellaceae. Gene Ontology annotation, molecular function: mannose-ethanolamine phosphotransferase activity. The coding region runs from base 68 to 3070 and encodes 1000 amino acids.